AUGAAGAUCACUAGCUUUGUGUUUGUUUGCUUGGUAGUAUUGAGUGUUAUUGGGGUUUGUCGAGGGGGUGGUCUCAGGAAGGAAUUCUACCAAAAGACAUGUCCUCAAGCUGAAGAAAUUGUCAGAAACAUCACCUGGAACCAUGUCCCAAGCAACCCUAACUUGCCUGCUAAGCUAUUGAGAAUGCAUUUUCAUGACUGUUUUCUCAGGGGUUGUGAUGGUUCAAUUUUAAUAAAUUCGACUGCAAAUAGCACAGCGGAGAAAGAUGCAAUUCCAAACCUAACUUUGGCAGGAUUUGAUGUUAUUGAAGAGAUAAAAUCAGAGAUAGAGAAAGCAUGUCCAGGAAUUGUAUCCUGUGCUGACAUCCUGGCCUUAGCUGCUAGAGACUCGGUUUCCUUCCAGUUCAAAAAACCAUUGUGGCCAGUGCUUACUGGCAGAAGAGACGGCAUCGUUUCUCUAGCUUCCGAAGUCUCUGACAACAUUCCUUCACCUUUCGCCAAUUUCUCCACUCUCUUGCAAAAUUUCAAGAACAAGGGACUCAAUGUCCAUGAUUUAGUCGUGCUAUCAGGUGGACACACAAUUGGACGAGGACAUUGCAAUCUCUUUAGCAACAGGCUUUACAACUUCACUGGAAAAGGCGACCAAGAUCCAACUCUCAACUCCACCUACUCUGAAUUCUUGAAAACAAAAUGCCAAAGUAUUGCCGACAGCACCACCACUGUAGAGCUGGACCCUGACAGCUCUUUAACCUUCGAUAAUGAUUACUUCGUUAUUCUAAAGCAGAACAAGGGCCUUUUGCAAUCUGACGCAGCUCUUCUAACAAACAAGAUUGCAAGCAAAAUUGCUGGAGAGUUGCUUCGUUCGAAUGUUUUCUUCAGAGAGUUUUCACAGUCCAUGAAACGGAUGGGAGCAAUUCAGGUUCUUACUGGCACUCAGGGGGAAAUCAGGAACAAGUGCAGCGUUAUCAAUUCUUGAUUCUUGACAGAAAGAGUUUUUCUGUCUGCAUUUACAAUUUUCUUGAUUAAUUAUUUUCUUUUGUAAUGUCUUGAAUUGUGGAUUUAUUGUUGUGUAUGUGUUAUGAUUCGUUUGUGUGA
This is a messenger RNA of Jatropha curcas, 1094 nucleotides long. Its product is annotated as peroxidase 39. Gene Ontology annotation, biological process: response to oxidative stress; hydrogen peroxide catabolic process. Gene Ontology annotation, molecular function: heme binding; peroxidase activity. NCBI's taxonomy places the organism in Eukaryota, Viridiplantae, Streptophyta, Magnoliopsida, Malpighiales, Euphorbiaceae. The record is from RefSeq and is a predicted model, not a curated record.